Messenger RNA from Dama dama (fallow deer), 2945 nucleotides. RefSeq names its product cytochrome P450 2S1. The transcript is spliced from 9 exons. Gene Ontology annotation, cellular component: intracellular membrane-bounded organelle; cytoplasm. Bases 301 to 1788 code for a protein of 495 amino acids. The record is from RefSeq and is a predicted model, not a curated record. NCBI's taxonomy places the organism in Eukaryota, Metazoa, Chordata, Mammalia, Artiodactyla, Cervidae. Gene Ontology annotation, biological process: xenobiotic metabolic process. Gene Ontology annotation, molecular function: heme binding; oxidoreductase activity, acting on paired donors, with incorporation or reduction of molecular oxygen, reduced flavin or flavoprotein as one donor, and incorporation of one atom of oxygen; iron ion binding.
UCCCGUGGGUCCACGCCCUACCUGGGGCGCGGGGAGCGGUCUCCGCCACCUCGAACCUGGGGGACCUGGGAGACUACCGUUGGGGAGUGUGUGUCCCCGACACCAGGCGGCGGCGGUCGUCUGGGAGAAAGAAAUCCGGCGGCGGGGAGAGAAUCCCACCCGCACUCCACUGGAGAGUCUCCGGCCCCGCCUCUCUCGGCUGGAUUCCAGCGGGGAAGGAGGGAGCCGCCCCGCACCCGCCCCCGACGGGCCAGGCCGCGUGGGGCGUCUGAGAACCGGAGAAGCCGCCAACCUGCAGAGAUGGAGGCGGCGGGCACCUGGGCGCUGCUGCUGCUGCUGCUGCUGCUCCUGGUGGUGACGCUGGUGCUGCCUGCGACCCGGGCCCGAGGCCACCUGCCCCCGGGGCCCACGCCGCUGCCGCUGCUGGGCAACCUCCUGCAGCUCCGGCCGGGGGCGCUCUACCCGGGGCUCCUGCGGCUGAGUAAGAAGUACGGACCGGUGUUCACCGUGUACCUGGGACCCUGGCGGCGCGUGGUGGUCCUGGUCGGGCACGAGGCUGUGCAGGAGGCCCUGGGAGGCCAGGCCGAGGAGUUCAGCGGGCGGGGGAUGGUGGCAACACUGGACGGGACCUUCGAUAGCCACGGCGUGUUCUUCUCCAACGGGGAGCGAUGGAGGCAGCUGAGGAAGUUCACCACACUGGCCCUGCGGGACCUGGGCAUGGGGAAGCGAGAAGGCGAGGAGCUGAUCCAGGUGGAGGCCCGAUGUCUGGUGGAGGCGCUCCAGGGGACAAAAGGACGGCCAUUUGACCCCUCCCUGCUGCUGGCCCAGGCCAGCUGCAACAUCAUCUGCUCCCUCGUCUUCGACCUCCGCCUCCCCUACGACAAUGAGGAGUUCCAGGCCGUGGUCCAAGCGGCUGGCGGCAUCGCCGUGGGGGUCAGCUCCCCAUGGGGCCAGACCUACGAGAUGUUCUCCCGGUUCCUACAGCGCCUCCCGGGCCCCCACACGCAGCUCCUCGGCCACUUGGGCACCGUGGCCGCCUUCGCCACCCAGCAGGUGCGGCAGCAUGAGGGGAGCCUGGGCGCCUCAGGCCCCGCGCGCGAUCUCGUGGACGCCUUCCUGCUGAAGAUGGCAAAGGAGAAGCAAGACCCAAACACAGAAUUCACCGAUGAGAACCUGCUGAUGACAGUCGUGUAUCUACUGUUUGCCGGGACAGUGACCGUCAGCACCACGAUCCGAUACACCCUGCUGCUCCUGCUGAAAUACCCUCAGGUCCAAGAGCGCGUGCAGGAGGAGCUGAUGCGAGAGCUGGGGGCCGGCCAGGGGCCAAGCCUGGGGGACCGAGCCCGCCUCCCCUACACGGAUGCAGUUCUGCAUGAGGCGCAGCGGCUGCUGGCACUGGUACCCAUGGGAAUACCCCGAGCCCUCACCAAGACCACCCGCUUCUGGGGGUACACCCUACCACAGGGCACAGAGGUCUUCCCCCUUCUUGGCUCCAUCCUGCAUGACCCAGCGGUCUUCGAAGAGCCCGAGGAGUUCAACCCAGGCCGAUUCCUGGACGCGGACUUGAAGUUCAAGAAGCACGAGGCGUUCCUGCCCUUCUCCUUAGGUAAGCGCGUCUGCCUCGGGGAGGGCCUGGCUCGGACCGAACUCUUCCUCCUGUUCACCGCCAUCCUGCAGGCCUUCUCGCUGGAGGGCCCGUGCCCGCCGGGCACCCUGAGCCUCCAGCCGGCCAUCAGUGGCCUUUUCAACAUCCCCCAAGCCUUCCAGCUGCAAUUCCGGCCCCGCUGACCUGCACCCCACCCCCACCAGCUGUGUGGACCGGAUGACAGAGGGAGCCUUGGGAGGGUGGCAGCCUCGACGGUGGGCAUGGACCUGGCUGUGUCUCCAGAGCCACGCGUCUACACCACAGGCAGCCUCAUUCACACCCGAGUAGGUGUGUAUUCGCACACGUAUAUUCAGCCUCCACAUCCGCAGGGUCAUCAGCCCACACAACUACGCACCCAGACACACCCACGAGAACCACAAGGCAACUAAGCCACACUGCUUUCUAUAGACAGAGAUUCAGUCUGUCUGAAAUCACGACCAUGUACCCAGAUAACCCACCAAGUUAACACACAGCACAACCACCUUGGACUCACAGCCCACACGUGGGCAUUCAGCUGCUGCCUUCACAACUCACAGCAAUGGCCACAGUGUUUGUGGCCCAUGUGCCCUCUGAAUGCAUCAGAUUUACCGGUGCCACUGUCUCUGGGAGCCUGGAGAAGAGACCCCAGGCUGGGUCAUGUCACCACACACAUGUCCUCAGUGAGGUAUGUCCCUCGGUGACCCUACCACUAUCCAGGCAUAAGACUGUCACCAUCCACAGGCCCCCAACCAUCGAACCACACAGCCAACCCACGUGUGUGUGACACCAGCGGAACUGCUGGAUAUCUCCCUGCUAAGACACAACACAGCCUCCGGGGCCCCAGUUGCGGCCUCCUCUGCACCUUCAGCCCUCAAGGGCAUCCCCUUUGCAGGUACCCUGAUCCUCAAAUGCUCCCAAAUACAGACACACCCCAGUGUGCAAUUGUGCACACAAACCUGGGGACCAGGUAAACUUGGACACAUGUGGACACCCAGGCCAGGGUAGCACACGUGCGCGCGCACACGCCAGCUUAUAUCAGGGAUCGAACCCUGUCUCUUAUGUCUCCGGCAUGGACAGGCAGGCUCUUUGCCACUGAGCCUCCAAGGCAGCCCUAGCCUCUCCUGCUCCCCCACCCCCCUCAGCACACACAAUGACCCACCGCCCCGACUCUGCGUCACAGUCCCAGCUAGACCCUGUGGAAAGAGCCAGAUUCCAGUUCCCCGUGUCGGGGAAGAGGCCAGGUCUGACAUCCUUGCCACUUGGAAGGUCCCCGUUUUGCAAUAAAAGUUUGUUUCUGGCCCCGGGGCAGGGCCUAGUCUGA